AUGUCGGGCAAUAGGAUAGCGAUCAUCGGUGCGGGUCAGUCUGGUUUGGGUGCAUUCAACGCCUGCCGGGAACAGCACUUCGACGAUGUGGUCGUGUAUGAGAGGUCCGACAGUCUGUGCGGUCUGUGGGCUAAUAGGGAUGAAACACAACGGGAGGUGUGCAAUACCGGCGCCCGACUAUUGCCAAACACAACACUUAACAGUAGUAAAGAGAUGAGCGCCUACUCCGACUUCCCGUUCCCACAACACUAUCCCAAUUAUGUUCACCACACGCUUAUGAGAGAAUACCUGUUAUUAUACGCGGAGAGAAUCGGUAUUAAAGAUAACGUAAAACUAAGACACGAGUUAAUUGGUUGCCAACAAAACACGGACUACGACCGGACGGGUCGAUGGAGGCUAACGGUGCGCGACAUCGACAACAACCGGGUGUUUGAUGACGUGGUCGAUGGGGUGAUUGGCCAGCGGGUGGUUGUGUUGGGCGUCGGCAACUCAGGCAUUGAUAUGGCGGUCGAGUUGACCAAACCUAAGCACCGGGUGUUCUCUCAGGGCGUAGUGUUUAGCGAUGAUCUGGCUAAUAAUAUUAUUAAGGGCUUAAUUACUAUGAAAAGUGAUAUUCAAGAAUUCACUGCGACCGGGGUUAUAUUUGAAGACGAAACUGUUGAGACACCGUGCGAUACCGUCAUAUACGGCACCGGUUACCAACAGUGGUACCCAUAUUUGCCGGACGAGUUACGCCCGGAGCUGAACCCCUCCCUUAAACUAUACAAACACAUAUUCUACCCGCACCUAAAACACGCGCACACUCUGGCCAUUACGUUCAAUAUAACACCGGCCGGUGCGGCCAAUCCAAUCACUGAACAACAAUCUCGGUAUUUUGCGCUAUUGAUGGUCGACAGGUGCCGAUUGCCAUCCGAGAAACGUAUGCUCCGGCAUAUCCGGCGCCAAAAGGCGUGGGUUAUCCGACACUACCCCCGGUAUGACAAGCACUCAACGCACGUGCGAUAUAUUAAAUAUAUGGAUGAAUUGGCCCGAGAAAUGGGUGUUAAGCCCCGGCUCUGGAAUUAUGCGUUCACUGACCCAAAGCUCUGGUGGCGUCUAUACGCCGGUCCCUGCGUUCCCUAUCAGUACAGAUUAGAUUAG
Molecule: messenger RNA, 1140 nt
Organism: Medioppia subpectinata
Lineage: Eukaryota; Metazoa; Arthropoda; Arachnida; Sarcoptiformes; Oppiidae
Source: the annotation of a GenBank genome assembly